Entelurus aequoreus (snake pipefish) is the source of this 2620-nucleotide messenger RNA. It is a transcript of the gene dclre1b, whose product is annotated as DNA cross-link repair 1B. The record is from RefSeq and is a predicted model, not a curated record. The coding region runs from base 413 to 2197 and encodes 594 amino acids. The transcript has 4 exons. Lineage: Eukaryota; Metazoa; Chordata; Actinopteri; Syngnathiformes; Syngnathidae. Gene Ontology annotation, molecular function: 5'-3' DNA exonuclease activity; damaged DNA binding. Gene Ontology annotation, biological process: double-strand break repair via nonhomologous end joining; protection from non-homologous end joining at telomere; interstrand cross-link repair.
AACGAGGAAGAAGCAGAUGCGGAAAUGGGCGUCGGUACGAAAUCAAAAAUAUAAAUGGCGGGGGACAGAGGCUGCAGUCUCACACUCUGGACUGUGAUAAGUUAACAUGUUUGAGAGCGCAGUAGAACGUUUUCAAGAAGCCAAAAGAUGGGUCCGUAAUACAGCAACACAAUGGACGUAGCCAGGCAAGUCUAACUCAAACGAGUUCAACACAGCUUGCUUUGUUUAGUCAAACGUGGCUUACGCAGUCACUAAGCGACCUUUCUGUAUUUAAAUACAAAUAUGCAUACUUAAAAGCUAAUAUCAUAUUGUAAGACGCAUUAAUAAUAUAAGAUGUUAACAUCGAAUGAGUAAAUGGAAUGGUCGACUUGCUACGUUGCUGGCUGCGUAACAUCCCGGGACGACUGAGGCGAUGUCUAAUGGCAAGAUCAUCCCAAACACGCCGCUGGCUGUUGACUUCUGGAAAGUUCGCAAGUGUCCAGGGACGCGACUCUUCUUCCUGUCUCAUAUGCACAGCGACCACACGGUAGGCCUCACGUCCACUUGGGCAGACCGACCCAUCUACUGCUCACCUGUCACUGCCUCUCUGCUCAGAGUUAAACUGGGGGUGAAGGAGCAGUGGAUCCACCCACUAGAACUGGAUGACUCCUACCUACUGUCUCUGGAUGACAUUGGCAAAGAGAAGAUGACAGUUACUCUAAUUGAUGCCAACCACUGUCCAGGGGCUGUCAUGUUCCUCUUUGAGGGUUACUUCGGUUCUAUACUGUACACUGGUGACUUCAGGUAUUCCCCAUCAAUGCUGCGUGAUCUUUGCCUUAUUACAAGCGCCACAAUCAAUGUUCUGUACUUGGACAACACCAACUGUGACCCCAACCGCGUGAUCCCCACGAGAAAGCAAGCCACUCAGCAAAUUAAGGAGAUCAUCCGCAGCCACCCUGACCAUAAUGUAGUCUUGGGCCUAUAUGCGCUGGGCAAAGAGUCCCUGCUAGUGGAUUUGGCCAUGGAAUUUCAAACUUGGAUUGAGGUUAGCUAUGAGAGGAUGAAGACCCUCAAAUUGCUCGAGCUCCCUGACGUUUUCACCACUGACCCGGGUGCUGGACGUAUCCGAGUCGUGGAGCAGAGAGAGAUUUCCUUUUCUGCCUUGUGCCAGUGGAACAAGGAAGACCCCACCCUGGCUAUCUAUCCCACCAGCAGGCCCCUGGUCUCCUUUCAUCCCAAAGUCCAUGUGGUGCCCUACUCCGAUCACUCAUCUCAUCAAGAGCUGAUAGACUUUGUCUCCGGACUCAAACCUUUGUCUCUUGUGCCUAUUAUAGGAAAUGGCAUUCCAGGAAGCCUCUCUGCCUUACUCCCUGGCAAAAGGCAUGAGAUAUUGGUGCCUGAGUCAGUACGACAAUACAUGGGGAGGGUGACUGAAAACAAUAUGAAAUCAUCAGCAUCUUCAAAAUGUCGUCAGCAACGUGUCCGACCGCUUGCCCCAAAAGGCGUAGUGUUUGAAUCUCCUGUAAGUUUAGCCAAGUCGGGCUCGAAAGCGGGGUGUCUGGAUCAAGAUUCUUCCUCUGAGGAAGAGGAGGAGAUGGACAUAGAGAGUGUUGAAAAACAUUGUGACUAUAUCCCUGGUGAUUCAAACAAGAAACUCACCGCUUAUAGAAACCGACGUGAACCUGUCGACCCGUGGGGCAUCAAAAUUGUACGGACCAUCCCAGAGGAAAUGUUGUUGGCACACUCUAUAACGCUCAGUCAAUUCAGUCAGAGCAACUUUGCACCUGCGGUGAUCGUGAGGAACACCAAUGCAUGCUUACGGCCGCUCUGGAGCACAGUAAAGCCCAUUGAUGAGACAUCGUCAAAUGGUAAUUACAGUCAGCCUGUUGAAUAUCCACCUGUUGGUAACAGCACACCAAGGUCAGAUGAUGACCGCAUGAGUGAGUGUGAAGGACAAGCUGCCCUGCAGCACUUCAAACACUUGACAAAAGACAACAGUGAAUCUGUGUUCCACUCAAGACUUGAUAGCCAAUCCUGCACUUCAUUAAGUUCCUUAAAAGAGACGUAUACAGAGCAGCUUGAAAACAAGAUUUUGAAUGAACUCGUUUUCACAGAAGACGACUUAAAGGUAUGCUGCCUCCUGAAGAAGAGUGAUGUGCAGAUAUCUGCUGUUUGUCCUGUGCACAAGCAAGAUACGCUUACAUCUUUGCCUAAAUGACUUGAUGUCCACAUAUUUAACUUCCUUAAAAAGCCUUUUCUUUGUUUUCCUUGUGUUUUUCUAAACAUGUGCACCUAUAAACAAAUCUCAGUAUAUGUAGCCUUUCUCUUUGGCGCCUGUAAUUAGGGAUAGGAAUCGAAAACCGGUUCUUGUUCAGAACCGUUUUACAGUGUAUCAAUUCCUUGGAAUCGCUUCAAAUGUUUUCAAAGCAAUUAUUUUUUAAUGAUUUCAGCGGGCGGGAAUGGUGUCAUUGUGCAAUAUCAGACAGCAACAUGGCGCCCAACAUGGGAUCACAGAAACGCUACAAAGUAUUUUUACAAGAAAAUAUUGCAACAGCGCUACUUGUAAACAUUGCAAGGCUACUAUUUCAUCUAGAGGACAACAUACGAGCAACAUACUUGCCAACCUUGAGACCUUCGAACU